CAAAGUACUAAACAAAACAUGGACAGUUCUCUGGCUAAGCUUGGUUUCUUUUUCCUCCUCUUGGCAUUUGCUUCAUUAGGUGCAAAGGCUGAAUUAGAACAUCCAAACGCAGCAGAAACCAAUAAGUUGGAUAAACGAGCAUGCCUAUCUAAUGUGGAGUGUGGUAACGGUUUGUGUGUUAACCGUUUCUGUGAUUAUAGAUCUGACUUCAAAGAAAAAGGGUUGAAGUUUGAAGCUAAAGAUCCAAACGCAGAAAUUGAUAUAGUUCUUUCUUGUGAGAGUGAACGCAAUUGCCCUCCUGGCUGCCGUUGCUUUAACGCUCGAUGUGAGUGCCAUCAUGCCAAUUGAUAUGGCCAUGUUGUUCUAGUUGCUGGCUUUGCUCUUUUUUUAUUAAAAGAGAAAAAUCAAAUAAAAUGUAUUAGCCAGUUUUCUGUCUAAGAAUUCAGCAAAUAAUCUAUCUUAAAUUAAAUUAAAAAUGAUAUUCUGUUUAAUGUAAUUCAUAUGCUA
Arachis ipaensis is the source of this 507-nucleotide messenger RNA. RefSeq lists its product as uncharacterized. Lineage: Eukaryota; Viridiplantae; Streptophyta; Magnoliopsida; Fabales; Fabaceae. The record is from RefSeq and is a predicted model, not a curated record.